Molecule: messenger RNA, 1462 nt
Organism: Aspergillus saccharolyticus JOP 1030-1
Lineage: Eukaryota; Fungi; Ascomycota; Eurotiomycetes; Eurotiales; Aspergillaceae
Product: WD40 repeat domain-containing protein
Exons: 5
Coding region: 274-1335 (353 amino acids)
Biological process (GO): G protein-coupled receptor signaling pathway
Cellular component (GO): heterotrimeric G-protein complex; cytoplasm
Molecular function (GO): signaling receptor complex adaptor activity; protein binding
Source: RefSeq, a predicted model, not a curated record
GCUACCGCCACACCACCACCUCCACCACCUACGACCUCACCACUCUACUAUCUCUCUUUCCCCCCCCUCCUUCCUCUCCCCCCAUCGCUCUUUGUCGUUCGCGCCUCUUCCCCUCUUUAUCUCCCUCCCACAUCCGUUCCCCCCACCCUCCUCGAUCGUCUUAGAGAGUCCCCUGGAUCUUCCGACGCCGCCUCGGUCAACUCAAUUCAACUCCUUACGCCCGCCUCGUUACCCUAUUCAUUCCCACCCUUUCCAGGGGCUUGUUUGGUCAAGAUGGCAGCCGAUAUGAGCGGCGAACAGAUGCAGGCUAAGAUCACUGCCGCCCGGCGCGAAGCCGAGGGCCUGAAGGACAAGAUCAAGCGCCGAAAGGAUGAACUGGCCGAUACCACUCUCCGCCAAGUCGCGCAGAAUCAGACAGAAACCCUACCUCGCAUUGGGAUGAAGCCUCGUCGAACGCUUAAGGGCCAUCUUGCCAAGAUCUACGCCAUGCACUGGUCGACCGAUCGCCGCCACCUCGUUUCCGCCUCCCAGGAUGGAAAGCUCAUCAUCUGGGACGCCUACACCACGAACAAGGUCCAUGCGAUUCCCUUGCGAUCAUCAUGGGUGAUGACUUGCGCCUACGCUCCUAGCGGAAAUUACGUUGCCUGUGGUGGUUUGGAUAACAUUUGCUCCAUCUACAACCUUUCCUCGCGUGAAGGGCCGACUCGGGUAGCGCGCGAACUCUCCGGACAUUCAGGCUACCUCUCUUGCUGUCGAUUCAUCAACGAUCGCCGGAUCAUUACUUCCUCGGGUGAUAUGACUUGUAUGUUGUGGGAUAUCGAAUCGGGCUCGAAGGUGACCGAAUUCGCGGACCACCUGGGCGAUGUCAUGUCGAUCAGUAUCAACCCCACCAACCAGAACAUCUUCGUUUCCGGUGCCUGCGACGCCUUCGCCAAGCUUUGGGAUAUUCGUACCGGAAAGGCCGUUCAAACCUUCGCUGGACACGAGUCCGAUAUCAACGCCAUCCAGUUCUUCCCCGAUGGAAACGCUUUCGGAACUGGGUCCGAUGACACUUCUUGCCGUCUCUUUGAUAUCCGCGCGGAUCGGGAGUUGAACACCUAUUUGAGCGAUCAAAUAUUGUGCGGUAUCACCUCGGUCGCGUUCUCUGUUUCUGGUAGAUUGCUCUUCGCAGGUUACGAUGAUUUCGAAUGCAAGGUCUGGGAUGUCUUGCGCGGCGACAAGGUUGGAUCUCUGAGCGGCCACGAGAACCGUGUAAGCUGCUUGGGAGUCAGCAACGAUGGCAUCAGCUUGUGCACUGGAUCUUGGGAUUCCUUGCUCAAGGUGUGGGCCUGGUAAAUCGAGAAAACGAACAAAAAAACAGCAAAGAUACCCUGUCUCAAAUCUUUCGUGACGUCCUCAUUCGAAGUUUCCUUAAUCAUUUUCUGCGCCACUAUGUUCCAUGUCCGCCACUGUACGAUAAUCU